Molecule: messenger RNA, 1841 nt
Organism: Spodoptera exigua (beet armyworm)
Lineage: Eukaryota; Metazoa; Arthropoda; Insecta; Lepidoptera; Noctuidae
Source: the annotation of a GenBank genome assembly
GUAUCACUGGAGCUUGUAAGGAGGCAAAACACAACAAAGAAUCAGUCGGUUUUACGAAUCCAACGCGAACAGACGCUACACGUAUUAAAAUAAUAAAAUAAAUAUUAUUACUGAAUUAAACUAUUAUAAAAUAUAAAAAAAGUUUGUUAACUUAUAAAUCUAUUUGGAGGAAGAGAAUAAUAAAAGUUUUCAAGAUGUUUUCGACGAAGAAAAGUUUGGACAAGAUUCUGCAAAUCUACAAGAAGGAGAUUCGUCGGCAAAUCAGCAAGACGACCAGCGUAACCAACUCCGAUGCCAUGGUUCCGAGGCUUGACCAGCCGUCAUCGAAGCCAGCUCAGAACGACGAAACUGGUCUGCCUAAGAAGCUUUUGAAAUUGCAAAAAUAUCACAGAUACCUGUCGACCCUGACUACCCAGGAAAUGCCGAUGGCUACCCGAGGACUGGCCGUGUCGAAGGACCAGUCCCGGGAGUUCAUGGCUUGCUUCCCGGACAUCGUGCGGGACCUCACUGAGACUGGCAAGCACAUUGAUGUGCCAGAAGCCAGCAAGUGGUUGGCUAAGCUGUUGCAAUACAAUGUGCCGAACGGUAAAAAGAACAGAGGUUUAGCGACAGUGCUGGCUUACAAAAUGCUCGAGAAGAAAGAAAACUUGACACCCGAGAACAUUCACCUUGCUAAUAUGAUGGGAUGGUGCGUCGAAAUGUUCCACACCCACCAAUUACUGCUGAGUGAUAUCAUGGAGGGCACGGAGAUGCGUCGUGGGGCGCCCUGCUGGUACAAACAUCCAGAGGUCGGCCUCACAGGGAUCAACGACGCCUCUCUAGUCCAAUCAGCCAUGUUUUCAACCAUCAAACGUCACUUCCACAGCAAAAUGUACUACAAAACCGUCCUUGAGACGUUUAAUGAGAUGCUGAUAAAAUGUUCGAUCGGUAACUUCCUAGAAUUCCAAAUGAACAAAACGGAUAAGCCGGACCUUACCCAGUUCACCAUGGAGAAAUACGAAGCCAUCACUAAGUACAAGACUUCCUACCAUACCUUCCAAAUGCCAGUCACUUUGGCUCUGCUCAUGACCGGAGUAGAGGACCCUGAAACACAUAGACAAGCGAAAACAAUACUGCUAGAGAUGGGCGAAUUUUUCCAAAUUCAAGAUGACUUCUUAGAUUGCUUCGGCGAUCCAGCUGUCACAGGCAAGAACGGAACUGACAUCCAAGAUGGCAAAUGUACCUGGUUAGCAGUGGUCGCUUUGCAGAGGGCGACACCAAAACAGAGGCAAUUUAUGGAAGAGAACUACGGCAGCUCCGACCCAGAAGCAGUUGCAAAGAUCAAGCAAUUGUAUGAGGAGCUCCAACUUCCCCACACCUACUCAGUCUUCGAAGAAGCUACCUACGAUCUCCUUAGGACACAAAUCCAACAAGUCACUAGGGGCUUGCCCCACGAACUAUUCUUUAAAAUCUUAGAUAACAUCUUCAGGCGAAGCGUUUAGACUGUGUAGCUAUAAAUAAAUAUAUCGGUUAAGUUAGUGACUUAGAAAGGUGCAGAAACCUAGUAGAUGUAUAUUUGUAAAAGGUAUACUGAAGUCCUCGAUAAAAUUGACGCGCCGAAUGAAGAAAUAAAGAUGUCUGGAGUGCCGUCAUUUUAUGCAUGAGCGCUGGGUGUGAAUGCACUGUAUUUAGAUUUUUUAUUAAAAGCUGUGAGUCGAAAUUUGUCUAUGCUAAGGCCCCACAAAUCUGUGGUCGGAUGAAGAAAGACCAUCGGGAGAAUAGGAGGAUAAUAGUUGAUUAGGAAUCACGAGUUUGUAACCCGUAAACUUAAAUAAUAGUAAUGUUUUUUAUCUUAGAUUUAG